This is a messenger RNA of Pseudomyrmex gracilis, 4335 nucleotides long. RefSeq lists its product as uncharacterized. NCBI's taxonomy places the organism in Eukaryota, Metazoa, Arthropoda, Insecta, Hymenoptera, Formicidae. The coding region runs from base 877 to 4044 and encodes 1055 amino acids. The transcript is spliced from 2 exons. The record is from RefSeq and is a predicted model, not a curated record.
UAACAGGUGUGAUGGUAACAAAUGAUGGCGGUGUAUCAGUAAAUAAAAUAUUUUUCUCGGAUUCGCAUCUCCGACGUGACUCGGAUAACAUUUCAUCGAGAGCAGGCGGCGGCGAUACGUUCGAGUGUUGUGUUGAUGGAAGAGACUCUGCUUCUCUCGAGUUUCACCGACUUACUUAGGAGCGCGCACGGAGAAAAGCGGUGUCAGUUCGCGGAGGCUAUUUGCCGAGGACGCAGAGAGGAGCGAGCGCGAGCGCGAAAGUUUUGUGCGCGAGUGAGAGACGUUGCUCUCUUUCGCUUAGGCCGAAAAAUGGAGAACGCAUCCGUUGCCGAUCGCGAUGUUCUCCGCCCGGAAAUCGACGAGCAGCUUCUUUGACGUGGGAAACAAAGGAGAAACUAGAUAAAGCGAGAACGGAGUUAAACGAAAUCGCGAGACACAACGAAGCGACUCCGCGGACCGAACUUAAACAGUUUCGAAGAGUUUUUUUGUGAACACGAACGUGAAAAAUAAAAACAAUACAAUUAAAGAUUUGCACGCGUGAUGAUUAUCUUGGUGUAGUUGAUAAUUACAGUGCAAAUAGAGUAGAAGAAAUCUCAUUACGGUAUUAUAUUCUAUUGUAUUCUAUUCUUCUUCUGUGAUUCUGUGUGAAAUUUGGGAAUAAUUCAUAAAGUGGCAAAUAUUCGCCUGCAUGAUUUUUGAGGAGAUCCUCAGUCUGUGUAACAGGAAGAACGCAAUUUUUCUGAUUUUGUUCAUUGCGGCAAUUUGCGUGCACCUUAUUAACUACUGGGACAACGAGGAGAAGUGUCGCGUCGGCGGCGAGCAAGGAACAUCGCGGUGUUCCAAACAACCAUCGAGAUUCCUGAUCGCGCUGCAACUAUGCGGAAGGUGGUUCUCGUGCUCGCGCUGAUCGCGUGUGACUGUUGGCGCGACGUUCUGGUCCACGGAGAUCCGAUCAGGAAGCCGGAAGCCGCGGCUCGAAGCGACGACUAUGAGUAUCAGAAGGAGUUGCGAGGAGAGUUCGCGGAUUUCGACACGGAAGCGCCCGGAGAAUUGCUGGAGGAUCGCGAGCGAUCAAGCGAGCCGAUAGGCAAGUGGAGAAACAACGGCGAGGCUCUUGAGCCGAAAUGGCGCGACGGCGAUUCCGUGCCGCUGCUGCCGUUUUCUCAAUUCCAAUCCUAUUCAAGGAACGAAGAGAUCGCGGAUGCCGAGGAGGACGGUUUUCCGGAUCCGACAGGUCGACGACUGUUCAAGCAUCGCUACGCGAUGCUCAAUCAAUCGAAUCGUCCUCGAAUCGGCAGUUCGGACAGACAACUUCCUACGAAUGGCUAUGAAGUCGCUUACGAUGGUCGCGACGACAUAGACGAGGAUUAUCCGCGCGCGAGACGUCGCCCGUUGAAGAAUCCGCACGAUUCGACGGGGGAGACGAUCGUAAGUGCGGCGAGCAUCGACGGGAAGCGCGGUCGUAACUUGGUAGGUGAUUCUCUGAACGACCAAGAGGUCACGUCGAGAUAUCGCGAGGCUUUUCAGGCGCGCGAGUACGAACACGAGUUCAGUGACGAGGAGUACUCGAAGCCUCGUCCGAGGAAGAGACGACCACCGCAGAAUUACGAAUUCGCUCUGGCGAACGACGCACCUUCCAUUAGUGACGACGAAUCGAGAAACUCGUCGGGAGUCUUGUCACGGAUGAGGGAUCCUGAUGAUGAACAUCGUUCGACACCGUCCAACGACGAUCGUGAGAACACGCUCGAGCUGAAGAUGCUGCUCAAAAUGCAGCAAGAGGAAGGUUCGAGUCUGUCGGAGAUACUGCAGCGCAGGAAUCUCACGCUGGCCGACCUUCUGAAGGGAAAGGCCGACGUGAUCAACGCUCUCAAGUCGAGAAACGCAGACGAGUCUUACGAGUACAUCGAGGAGAUGUCGAGAGCGAUGUCCGACUCGCUGAUGAAACUCGCCACGACGGCGACGCCGACCAAAUCCACGACGCAAACGUCCAUGACAUUCGAGAGCACCACGAUAAAACUUGCGUCAGCUUCGAGAAUCUUAGACAAUCUUUCUACAGUUAAUCCGAACAAAGUUUCGAAAAGUUACGAGCAAAUUUCUUCGAACGAGAUGAGUAACGACAAGGAAGAAUCCGAAGAAAAGAAUCCGAUCGAGAAAAUAUCGACGCAAUCGGCGCAGGACUCGUCGUUGCUGAAAGCGACUACUCCCACGAUCGUCCACGAUACUACAACAUCGACGGUGCCGCCGAUCGUCAAAUCAAUGGGAAGCGACGACAGAAGCGCUGGAUUGACGACUAGCAGCAAUCGCGCGAUAAAGCUGAGGACCUUCGACGAAGAAGAGAUCAUGGAGUUCUCGGACUUCUCGGACUUCAAGAAGAGCAAGAACUCGGAGGGAGGACCGGUUUGGGUCGGUCCGCCGAGCGAAGUCGCGCCGUCGCAACCGCCUCACCGAGACACCGAGUCCACUCUGAGCAUCGAGCAGAUUCUCAACCCCACAGAACGAAUAGAACUCGUGAAAGAUCACAAGAGUGAAAAUAACGAAGAUAAUAACAACAACAACAAAAAAGUGACUUUUAUUCAAGACGAGAGUCAGUUGGUUCGCGUCGGCGAAUCCUCCUCCGCGGAGGAGUACGACGCUUUCAUCGAGACCGAGUACCAGAACGACACUCCGAUCUCUGAAGACGACAACAAACAAGAUGAGUUGAACGACGAUGCGGUUCUGCCGGUUGAGGAAACAAAACAAACCGCGAAUCCGAUUGAUGGUAAAAAGGAAUAUGAUGAUUACUCGACCGUGUAUGAUCAGACGAGUCAAUCGGUAGAAGAGAAGAUGGAUCGCGAUCACGCGUCGGAGAACCAUCAAGGAGAUACAGGCAGCAGGCGUUACGAGGAGGUCGUUUCCGAGAUCGAGCCGGAGGCUAGGGCGGAAAUCUUCGAGCUGUUCGCGUCCGGCUCGGCCGGCAAGCGGCUGGAGCGUCUCCUGAAAUCGAGAAACAUGAGCGUGGAGGAGCUGAUAGCGCUGCGCCAGAGGGGCUCCAGCAAAGUGCACCUGACAGAAGUGUCAAGGCUGAGAGUACCCAAGUCGAAAAGUCCGCAGACGUUGGAAUUUUCCAGCACGAACAACGGAGAAGUUAGCGUAACGCUCUCACCCGACAGCAACUCCGAUCGAGAUAAAACUGAGCGAGAAGACACGAAGCAAGAACUGGACAGAACGAUGAAUCGCUUCGCGCAGAACAUCGUGAGCUACCUGCACGACUCGCUUUUCGACAAGGACGCGGAGAACGGAUCGAUGUCGAGAUUGUUGGAUCUCGUUGAGCGCGACAGAAACGCGUCGAAGGAAUCAACGUUUAUCUCGGAAACCGACGCGGCGAACGAACGCGGCGAGAAUCCCCGACGAACGAUGCAGAUUGUCGAUUUGCUCACAACGUUCGGUUCCCUGCCCUUCGCGAAAGACGUGCAGCGUCAGUUCGAACCAGAAAUCGAUGACGAACAAAGAGCGAAGGGUUCGUUGUACAACGUGAGUGUGGCGAUGAUCGACAGAGAGAAGACUGUUCGAUCGAACAAUUCCUCCAGCGAGUUCCACCAAGUCGGAUCCGUCGAGGAGAUCGUGAGGGAGGAGCCGAACACUAUUGACAUAAGAACGAUUUACGAUGAGACGAUAAGCAGCAAGAAUGACGGGGAGAAAACUCUGCCGAGGGGUCUGAAACCGAGUAUAAUAGCGAGCGGCGCGAUACUGGGCUUGACGCUCGUCGUGUUCCUGGCGAUCUUCAUCGUGUGUCGGAUCAAACAGAAACAGAAGUACACGUACAGGAACACGCUGUCGCGAGCGGUGUUCCAGGGACCGGUUAUGGCGGCAAGGAAGUUGUCGAAUUCCAGCAGCUUGAGCACUGUGAUGGUCAACGUGGUCGCCACGUCAACGACCAAGAGACCCGACAGGACCGAAAUGCAAGAAGCGAACUCUGCCGAGGAGUUUGACAGCAAGAGCGACAUGGACAACGAUUCGUUGGACGCGAACGAUAGCUGGGAAACGAUACCCGAUUACGCGAAAUAAUCGUUAAACCGGCACAACAAUUUUAUAUAUAUAUUCGAUAUUUCCAUUCGCGACAAUGAAAUAUCUAACUCUUUCAACUUUUUCCGAUUGUAAAUGACAAACAGCUGCUCUGCAGAACUUCCACAUAUAUAAGAAGAUAAGAUCUAUUUAUUUAUAGCUCUAUAUAUAUAUAUAUAUAUAUAUAUGUGUAUUUUAUAUAAUGUUACGUUAUAUUUUAUAAAGUGUAACUUUUAUCACACACGUUCUCUCUCGAAUCAAUAUAUUUUAUUGCCCACCCUUACUUUUUAAAUA